Molecule: messenger RNA, 942 nt
Organism: Acanthamoeba castellanii str. Neff
Lineage: Eukaryota; Discosea; Longamoebia; Acanthamoebidae
Product: 4'-phosphopantetheinyl transferase superfamily protein
Exons: 1
Coding region: 1-942 (313 amino acids)
Cellular component (GO): cytosol
Molecular function (GO): magnesium ion binding; holo-[acyl-carrier-protein] synthase activity
Source: RefSeq, a predicted model, not a curated record
AUGUUGAGGUGGGCCUUCAACUUCGAGAGGUGGCAACCGACAGAGGCGGAGUGGUCGGCUGCCCUGGCACUGGUGCCGCCUUCCGAGCAAGAUCGCAUCGGCCGCUUCAAGCGCCCGACGCGGCAUGCCGGCCUGCUGGUGGGCCGGCACAACCCCGACGCCAAAUCGGCCCUGGUCGGCCGGCUGCUCAUCCUGCUGGCCGCCGCCCAGCAUCGCCCACACGCCCCACUCGACGCCCUCCGCUUCGAGCGAACGCCGCAGGGCAAGCCCUACCUCGCCCUCGAUGCCCGUGAGUCGUCAGGCCCCGUGGCAGUGGAGCACUUCAACUUCAACGUGUCGCAUGCGGGAGAGUGGGUGGUGCUGGCGGCCGAGACGACGCACCUGAUCGGUGUCGACGUGAUGAAGGUGGAGCUGCGCGGCAGCAACCCAUCGCUCGACCAGUUCUUCCACGACAUGCGCAGCUGCUUCACGCCCCUCGAGUGGCAACACAUACGACAGGCUUCCACCGGUGACGCCCCACUGCAGCUGGAUCGCUUUUUCAGGCACUGGACCCUCAAGGAGGCCUACAUCAAGGCCGUCGGGAUCGGCCUCGGCUUCGACCUCCAGCGCGCGCAGUUCCACUGUCGGGAGGUGGCCGACGGCGGCGGGCUGUGCGCGACGGCGACGGUGGAAAUCGAUGGGGCGGAGAGGCGGGAGUGGACGUUCGAGCUGGAGUACCUCGACGCCCACCACCUCGUCGCCGUGGCUCGCGGCCCGUUCGCGCAGGCGCUCGACGGCUACAGGCAGGCCAUCGGUGUGCCAGAGGAGGAAGAGGAAGAAGAAGUGGCGACAGAAGCUCAGCAAUCAGAGGAAGAAGUGAGGCCGUACCGAGCGUGGCGCGUGUGGACAUUCGAGGGGCUGAUUCGGCACAUCACCCAACGACAACAUGACCCGCGAGAGUGA